Messenger RNA from Didymodactylos carnosus, 864 nucleotides. Lineage: Eukaryota; Metazoa; Rotifera; Eurotatoria; Philodinida; Philodinidae. The record is from the annotation of a GenBank genome assembly.
AUGAAAUCUCAGGAGCUAAUAUCAUUGCCCGAUAUUGGUCAACGUUUAGCUGAUAAAAUUUUGGAAAUAAUCGAAACAGGUGGUCUAUGGAAACUAGACGAAUUUCAAACAGAUAAUGACAUAACAACAAUGAAUUUAUUUGGGCAGGUUUGGGGAACAGGACCUGCAGCUGCGAAAAAAUGGUUUGAUCAAGGCUUUCGAACAUUAGAUGAUUUACGUACAAAAGCAAAAUUAACCCACAAUCAAAUAAUUGGAUUAAAAUAUUAUGAUGAAUUUUUGGAGCGUAUACCACGUGAAGAAGUGUCAGAAAUAGAAAAAGUGGUUUCUGAUGCUGUUCAAGUUCUUCGUCCGGGAGUUAUUAUUCAAACGUGCGGUUCUUAUCGUCGUGGUAAAGCGUCUUGUGGCGAUGUUGAUGUUUUAAUCUCUCAUCCGGAUGGUGUAUCUCAUGAAUAUUUGUUUUAUCCAUUAGUUGAUGGUUUAAAAUUAUGUGGAUUUCUGACUGACGACUUAAUGUAUUCGGAAAAAGUUGAUGAAGAGCCAGGAUCACAUAUGAAAUAUUGUGGUGUGUGUCUAUUACCGGGUGAAGGAAGAAAGCAUCGUCGAUUAGAUAUAAUUAUUGUUCCUUAUCAGGAAUAUGCUUGUGCUCUUCUCUAUUUUACUGGUUCCACAUUAUUCAAUCGUUCAAUGAGACAUUUAGCAGAUGGAAUGAAUUUGUAUUUAUCGCAACAUCGAUUGAAUACGGGAAUUAUUAGAAAUGGCAAAACAAAGAUUAAUCUCGGUACUCGUUUACCAACACCCACAGAAGAAUCUAUAUUUAAUUAUUUGAAUUUGCCUUAUCGUCCGCCGCAUGAACGAGAUCAUUAG